AUGGGGAAACGCAAAUGCAAGUUUAACGACCAACUUAAGAAGGAGUUUAAAUCGUUUAAACAAUGUGAUGAUGAUUAUAAUGUGAAGUGCACAGUGUGCAAUAUAAUCAUUAACAUAUCAAAUAAAGGUCGCAUUUCUUUAUUAAAACAUUGCGAAAGCAAAAUACAUAAGGACAAUCUGCGAUCCAUUUCAAAUAACACAAAGCUGACAACGUGGACUGUUUGCAGUGAUGUCAACAGAGUGUCAGCCAGAGAAUUGACACUGGCAUAUCAUACUGCCUACCACAAUUUUUCAUUUUUGAGUUCUGAAUGUACUAAUGAAUUGUUACCAUUAUUGUUUGAUGACUCGCAUAUAGCCAAAAAAAUAUCGUCAAAACGAACAAAGACUGAAGCGCUAAUUAGAGGAGUCAUCGGUCCAUUUGGCUUACAAAAAACAUUGGAUGAAGUCAAAGAUACGCUAUAUAUUUCUGUCAUCACCGAUUGUAGUAAUCAUAAGUCCAUCAAACUUCUUCCUAUUAUCAUACAGUUUUUUUGCAAAGAAAAAGGGUUUGUUAAUCGAAUUGUGGAUUUGGUUACAUUAUGUGACGAGAAAUCCGAAACAAUAUUUGAAAACAUAACAAAAACUUUGGUCAAAUUUGAUCUUGAAAAGAAAUGUAUUGGAUUUGGAGCAGACAAUUGCCCAAUUAAUUUCGGAUCAUUCCAACAUCGUGGAAACAAUAAUGUUUUUUCUCGUUUGCGAUUUUUCAAUGAAAACAUGCAAGGUGUUGGUUGCAGCCUACAUAUACUUGGAAACGCCAUUCAAAAAAUCGUUGACUGUCUUUCAAUUCCGAUGAUAGCCGUAUUUUUCAAAAUAUAUGAACAUUUUUCUAUUCACACUGUGCGAGUAGAAGGGCUGAAAGAAAUUUCAUAUUUGUUUUUUAUUCAAGAUAUUUCACAAAUUUUCAAUAUGGCAUCGAAACAAUUGGAAUAUUCAGCAACAUCAAUUGUUGAGACAUUGGUCAUCAUUGAAGACAUCAUUCUACGAUUAGAAAAUCGCAUAAA
Dermatophagoides pteronyssinus (European house dust mite) is the source of this 1040-nucleotide messenger RNA. RefSeq lists its product as uncharacterized. NCBI's taxonomy places the organism in Eukaryota, Metazoa, Arthropoda, Arachnida, Sarcoptiformes, Pyroglyphidae. The record is from RefSeq and is a predicted model, not a curated record.